AUGUAUUUGGUGAUCACAGCGUGUGUGGAUCUUGGUGCUGAGAGAUUGGUGGAUUUAGGAAGUACCCAGCCCAAUGAAAGUUUAAAUAAUACAGUGGCAAGCAAGACACCUAAAUCAACAUUCUACUCUGACUCAGAGAGCUGCAGCGGUUGCACAAAAAAAUUUGGGUCAUCAGUAAAUGAAAAAUUGUUUCUUUCACCUGGGAAAGUGACCAGCAAAAUUGCCAUGAAAACAGACUUGAAAAGAAAAAAAGACAAAGACAAAGAAGAUACAGAAGAGUACAAGAAAAGAAGAGCAUUGAAAAAAGCUGAGAGCAAGAAAUGUCAAGAAUCAGCAGCAGUGAAAGAGGGGAUUACAUAUGAAACUGAUGCCGACAUCAACAAUAAUGUAGACAACAGCAUUACAGAAAUACCCCCUCCUCUCACCAAACCCAUCCCAACACCCAUAGCAGCUGGGCAGCAUACAUUUGUAUACUUUGACUUAGAAACAACAGGUCUUGAUAAAGAUUGUGAAGUAACACAGAUUGGAGCUUGUACUGAUGAUAAAACCUUUUCCCAAUAUGUCACUCCACCAACAAAACCGAUCUCUGCUUCCGCUACAGCCGUGACUGGACUAACCAUCAGAGACAACAUCAUGUACAAGAAUGGACACCAAGUUCACAGUAAGACAACCGAGGAAGCUUUUCAGUCAUUUAUUGAUUGGAUGAGGCAAUUUACAAACAUUAUAUUGGAUGCUCACAAUGCAGUGUUUGAUUCCAGAGUCAUUGUGCGUUUAUUUCAUUCCGCGGGACUGUGUGCCAGUGACUUCUUUAUUGGAUUUACCGACACGCUGCCAUUAUGUAGGGAAUUCAUCCCAGGUAGAAAAUCCUACAAGCAGACAGAUCUUGCUAAAGACAUAUGUAGUAGGCAUUAUGAUGCCCAUGAUGCUUUGUCUGAUGCUCAGACCUUACAAGAACUGAUGGGAUGUGAAUAA
This is a messenger RNA of Saccostrea cuccullata (small rock oyster), 972 nucleotides long. RefSeq lists its product as uncharacterized. Gene Ontology annotation, molecular function: nucleic acid binding; 3'-5'-DNA exonuclease activity. Gene Ontology annotation, cellular component: cytoplasm. The transcript has 5 exons. The coding region runs from base 1 to 972 and encodes 323 amino acids. Gene Ontology annotation, biological process: DNA catabolic process. NCBI's taxonomy places the organism in Eukaryota, Metazoa, Mollusca, Bivalvia, Ostreida, Ostreidae. The record is from RefSeq and is a predicted model, not a curated record.